Hippocampus zosterae (dwarf seahorse) is the source of this 3772-nucleotide messenger RNA. It is a transcript of the gene gucy2ca, whose product is annotated as guanylate cyclase 2Ca. Gene Ontology annotation, molecular function: guanylate cyclase activity; peptide receptor activity; ATP binding. Lineage: Eukaryota; Metazoa; Chordata; Actinopteri; Syngnathiformes; Syngnathidae. Gene Ontology annotation, biological process: cGMP biosynthetic process; receptor guanylyl cyclase signaling pathway; intracellular signal transduction. The coding region runs from base 290 to 3559 and encodes 1089 amino acids. The transcript has 27 exons. The record is from RefSeq and is a predicted model, not a curated record.
GCUGGAGGAUUAUUGCUGUCAAGCUUUCACUGGAGAAGCAACGGGUGUGGAGGCAGUCUUCCUUCCGCAUUGUCUUUACUCAAACUCAGUCAAGGGUCAAAAAUCUCCAGGAAAAGUUGAGUUCUUUUUCUCAUUUGGACACUGGACUGUGAAUCACGGGGACUAACCGACGUCUGCUUUCUCACUCUGGAUCGGAUCGAUCUCGGGAGGCACCGAAACCUGAAAAGAACUGGAAUCGAUUUUGUUUUUGAGAUGUAAGGACCGUGGACAAGACGAAUCAAAGACUAGAAUGAGAAUCAAGAUGAGUGGCUUGAAUAGUUUGCCUUACCUGGGAGUGUUGGUCAUGGCAGUGAUUGGCAACAAGAUGCUGGACGACUGUCUGUCCUCCAAACGUCGAUUCACGAUGAACGUUGUGCUGCUGGAAGACAACACGUAUGAGUGGAGUCUGCCCUUAGUGCAGGCUGCGGUGGAGCGAGCCAUCGAAGAGGACAGGAAGGAGAACAUUAAAAAUAAUUUAACCUUCACUUUGACAGCCAACUUCGAAGGCUUCAACACCACAGUGUACAACCGGCAGGGCUGUGGCAGCAGCACCUGUGAGGGUGUCGCCAUUCUCAAAAUGCUUCAUAAAAAUGGUGACGCUGGAUGUGUCAUGCUCGGGCCUUCAUGCACAUAUGCCACCUUCCAGUUGAUGGAUGAUGAAAUUGGCCUGACCUUGAGCAUUCCCAUCAUUUCUGCGGGGAGCUUCGGCCUCUCGUGCGACUACAAACCCAAAUUGACUCGCAUCUUGCCGCCGGCACGCAAGAUCUCGGACAUGUUCUCUCAUUUUCUGUUGGACCAGUUGCCAUUCAAAUAUGAGUGGAAGCAUGUUUACGUUUACAAGAAGUCGAUCUAUAACACCACCGAGGAUUGCUUCUGGUACACAAAUGCACUGGAAGCGCCUUCCGCCAACUUCGCUACAACACUUAAGAGGGAGAUGCUACGUUCUGAGGAUGAGCUAAAGAAAGCUCUCAUGUCUGAGAAAAGACACAGUAAUAUUUUCAUCAUUUGUGGCCGUCUUGAUGACGUGAUUUCAAUCAAGGCCAAAGUGACCCAGAUUCCCCGAGAUACCAUGUUCAUUCUCGUGGACAUUUACAACCCUGAGUAUUAUGUCAAUACGACUUCCAGUCAGGGCAUGCACGACGUCCUGGUCGUCACUCUCCCACAGAGAAACUACGACUACGGCUCGAGUUUACCCUAUAACGACACGAUCAAUGACUACGUGGCUGGUUAUCAUGACGGCGCUCUACUGUUUGGUAAAGUGCUCAGGGAGAGGAUGCUCAGUCAGCAGAGGAACCAAAGCAACCGAGGAGCUAAUGACGUCCCACUCAGUGACAACCCAUUCGGGAAUGUCUCUUUCUAUGGUAUGGGAGGUCACUACGUGCUGGACGAGUACGGCGACAGAGAGGUUAACUUCUCGAUGAUUUACACAUCGACUCUUACCGGCAAGUAUGAGACUCUGCUAGUAUUUGACACAUCGAAGAAUGAAUCUAUUGAGGUGGCCGAAAAUUAUCAUCUCUAUUGGAAAGGAAAUCGCCUGCCCCACGAUGUACCAGAUGAUUUACACGGCUUGAACCUGCAGGAUGUGAUUGUGAUCGUUCUGAGCCUCAGUGUCGUCGUGGUGACCGCCAUCGCGCUCAUCUUCUACAAGCAGAACAGAAAAGAACGCCAAAUGCAGAAAAAGUGGUCUCACAUCAACCCUCACCUGAUUGGGCCGCUGGAUGAGAAGGAGGUCUCCCUAAAGAUUGAUGAAGACAAGAGGAAGGACAGCACGUUCUACUCACGUCGAGGCCGCUAUGACAAAAAGCCGGUUAUCUUGAAAGAGCUGAGACAAACUGAUGGAGACUUCACAGAGGACCAGAAGAUUGAGCUGAACACUCUGCUGCAUAUCGAUUACUACAACUUGACUAAGUUCUAUGGCACGGUGAAGUUUGAGUACGCCGUGUUCGGAGUGUUUGAGCUGUGCCAGAGGGGAUCCCUCAGGUACAUUCUGAACGACAGAAUCUCCUACCCAGACGAAACCUUCAUGGACAGGGAGUUUAAAAUAUCAGUCAUGUAUGACAUCGCAAAGGGCAUGUCAUAUCUCCACUCCAGCAAUAUCGAAGUCCACGGGCGACUUAAGUCCACCAACUGCGUGGUAGACAACCGCAUGGUGGUCAAGAUCACCGACUUUGGCUGCCACACCAUCCUGAGGCCAGGCAGAGAUGUAUGGACCGCCCCGGAGCACCUCCGUAAAGAUGGGGUCUCUCAAAAAGGAGACGUCUACAGCUACGGCAUCAUCGCACAUGAAAUCAUUCUGAGGCAGGCUCCGUUCUACACGCAGCACUUUUUGAGCCGUGCAGAAAAGAUGUACAGGGUGCAGUAUCCCAAUGAGAUGGGUGUCUUCAGGCCGGAACUCCACUUUGAUGGCGUGUCGGACAAAGAUAUCGAGUUGCACAUGCUGAUAAAGAACUGCUGGGACGAAGAUCCGGAACGGCGGCCGGAUUUUAAGAAAAUCGAGUUAACUCUGCGUAAGAUUUUCAGCAACUUGCACAAUCAAGCCACAGAAACAUACAUGGACAACCUGAUCCGUCGCCUCCAGAUGUACUCGAGGACUUUGGAAAAUCUGGUGGAGGAGAGGACGUCCUUGUACAAGGCCGAGAGGGACCGAGCGGACCGCCUUAACUUCAUGCUACUUCCUGGCCCGGUGGUGCGCUCGCUGAAGGAGACGGGCAGAGUGGAGCCGGAGCUCUAUGAAGAGGUGACGGUGUAUUUCAGCGACAUUGUUGGAUUCACCACCCUUUGCCACUACAGCACUCCCAUGGAAGUGGUGGACAUGCUCAAUGAGAUCUACAAGAACUUUGACAGCGUCCUCGACCACCACGAUGUCUACAAGGUGGAGACCAUCGGCGAUGCCUACAUGGUCGCGUCGGGUCUGCCUAAACGCAAUGGGGACAGGCAUGCGGUGGACAUUGCACACAUGGCGCUGGACAUCUUAUCAUUUGUUGGGACGUUUGAGCUGCAGCACUUGCCCGGCAUUCCUCUGUGGAUACGUAUUGGGGUGCAUUCAGGUCCUUGUGCUGCCGGAGUCGUGGGGAACAAGAUGCCUCGCUACUGUCUCUUCGGAGAUACGGUCAACACGGCAUCACGAAUGGAGUCCACGGGCCUACCUCUGAGAAUCCAUAUAAGUAAGUCCACCAUCAACAUCCUGCAAAGGACCGAUUGUAAAUUUGAGUAUGAGCAGAGAGGAGAGACGUACCUGAAGGGCAAAGGCAAAGAGAUGACUUACUGGUUAACCGGAGUAACUGGAGGCAAAUACAAUCUACCCACACCACCAACAGCGGAGAACUGUCAGCGACUGCAGCAAGACUUGGCAGAGAUGAUCGUAUCCAGCCUGGAAAAGCGCGGCAAAGGCCGGGAGAGCUUUGAAAAGAGGAAAACCUUGUCCACCAGACGGCGAGAAACCAGCAGCAGCCUGCAGGGAGAGAGCUCCCCCGAAUACUUCCACCUGGCUGUCACUGACAACCCGAGUACUUAUCUGUGAUGACGGAGUACCGAGUCCUUCGGCGUUGGCCAUAAUCUGCACCUGUUUGAAUGCACGCUUGCUCGACGGGGACAGAGCCGCGGUGACUCGCGCGGGAAUGUGGAAACUGAGACUCGGAGUGUGCCCAUGCGGUGAAAACUCAAAAUUUUUGCAUCGCGGUCAUUCUUUACAGGCAGCUGCCUCCAGCACAUUCUUCUUGCAGUAACCUUCUAA